AUGUCUCGGACCGAGGAAGUCAACAAGAUGACAGAAAAUGUCUACAAGGGGAUUUUGGACCAGUUCAACCCCAGUCUGAAGAACUUUGUGACCAUGGGGAAACACUAUGAGAAAGCCCUGACAGGAGUGACGUUGGCUGCCAAGGGUUACUUUGAUGCUCUGGUGAAACUUGGAGAACUGGCGAGUGACAGCCAAGGCUCCAAAGAGCUGGGAGACACACUGUUUCAGAUGGCUGAGGUCCACAGACAGAUUCAGGUGCAGCUGGAGGACGUGUUGAAGCUGUUUCAUUCUGAGCUACUCGCACAGUUGGAGCAGAAACUGGAACUGGACAUUAAAUACCUCACAGCCACUUUAAAGAAGUAUCAGAGUGAGCGGAGGUCUAAAUCUGAGUCUAUCGAGCGCUGCCAGUCACAGCUGAAGAAACUCCGCAGGAAGAGCCAAGGCAGCCGUCACCCGAACAAAUAUGGAGACAGAGAGAUGCAGUUUGUGGAGCUGAUGAGUCGUCGUCAAGGCGAGCUGGAUGCGCUGGUUGCUACAGGUUACAAGUCUGCACUCACUGAGGAGAGGAGACGAUAUUGCUUCCUGGUGGACAGACAGUGCUGUGUCACCAAACUGCUCAUCAACUACCACUCAAAGGUCAGAGAGCUUCUGUCGCAGAAACUGUCAUCUUGGCAGCAGUCAUGUUCUCAGCCAACAAAGCUCCCGGAGCGUGCUCUGAAUCUGCUGCGUCACACCGCACCACAAGGCUCAGGGGCUGCUGGGAUAGCCGAGGCCCUCCGUCACACCAAGAUCGGCUCUGCUCAGCCGGAACAGAGACUCUCUGUUCAAGAAGUCCCUCCUCUGUUAAAUGGAGACUCCAGUCGCUCCCAGCAGCAACGCUCAGUCCCUUCUUCCUCCCAGAGUGACACCUGUCCACCUCAGGGCUCCCCGCAGACUUUCCGCUCCCUGUCCGCCACUGGAGGAGCUGCUGGAGGUUCAUCAUGCGGAGUGUCUCCUCAACACACCAGCACACCCCUCAAUGCAUCAGCCAGCCCCCUCCCUGACAGCAGCACCAGCACCAGCGGCAGCAGCAGCGCCAGCCCCGCUACAUCCACUCCCACCAUGUUCAGCAGCUCGGCCCAGCAAGGCUCUCUCCUGGCUGCCAACACAUGCAACCUCUCCCCGAGCCUCAUCCCCUCCACAGUGAUGUCACUAAGCCAUGCCCCCCCGACCAGCACCUGCACACAAGGCAUGACCCUCACCAUUCCCCAUAGUGCUCCUCACAGCCCUCCUCUGCCCCACAGCGCUCCUCUCUCCAGGUCCAUGACUCCUGUGCAGUUACUGCACCAACAGGUGGGACCAGGGGGAAGCAAUACGGCAUCACCCUCACAUUCUUGGCUGAUGAAGACUGCAGAGAUGUGUGCGACAUCAACACUUCCACUGCCUAGGAGACCUGUGAGUGAAAUAAGGCUGGGUGGUUUUCAAGGCUCCAGUCUUCCCAGGAUGCUGCCUUUAUCUGGACCUACACGUGUGGAAGCCAUGUUCGCUCACUCACCUGGAGCGUCAGAGGGCGGUGGCAUAGGAGGUGCCUGCUUACUGCACUUCCUGCCUGGUGACAGUAUCGCCCUGCUGAUUUCUGAGCCCAGAGACGGGUGGCACUAUGGUCAAAAUGAACGAACUGGACGGAAAGGCUGGUUCCCUUUCUCCUACACCCAGCCACAACACAGUAAGAUGGAUCAUAUCGAGAGCUCUCUCUUCUUAUCUAAAGCUAACAGCACUAGUAUGGGCCAGCUCGACAAGCUCGUGUCUCCGGGUAUCCCAGCACUCACUCCCGAGUCAGAGGAGGAGCGCUCCCUUCCUCCCCAGAGGGUCAGCACCUUCCGCCCGCGCCCGUACAGCAUGGCCGACAGCAACAAGGAGAGACCUGAAAGAGAGGGAGAAUGUCUCGAGGGUUAGAGUGAAUGUAAACUCACAACUGAGCCUCUCUCUUACCUUAUCUUUGUUGCUUCUAUAUUACAGAUCUCAGCAGAGUUGGUCUCUCCACCAGGCUCACCCAGCAGGCCCAAUCCAUUUGCCCACGUCCGUCUCAGAAAAACAGUCACCAAUGAUCGUUCAGCUCCCAUCAUCGAGUAAGCGAUCCUGUUUUGUGUGCUCUGUUGAUCCAUCAAGUCUCAGGUUGAAUCCUG
Molecule: messenger RNA, 2165 nt
Organism: Scomber japonicus (chub mackerel)
Lineage: Eukaryota; Metazoa; Chordata; Actinopteri; Scombriformes; Scombridae
Biological process (GO): plasma membrane organization; actin filament bundle assembly; actin crosslink formation
Cellular component (GO): nucleoplasm; cytosol
Molecular function (GO): cytoskeletal adaptor activity; protein binding
Source: RefSeq, a predicted model, not a curated record